UAGACAUGUCAGGAGGGCGCUUAGUGUAGCAUACCGUCGGCUCUGCUUUUACUACACCCCUGUUAAGGCAGAGAGUGAGAUUAAACAACAACAAACAACAUGACAUCUGGUUCCGACUGUCGAUCCAUCUUUGAUCUGUGCUCUAAUGAAGAGGUGUUUGGACUGAAAGAGGUGAACCCGGUCCUGAAGCAGGCUGGAAACACUGGCACGUCCUCAGACUGUCUGGAAGACAAAAGUCCAGAGGAUGACAAACCAGGAGAGUCCAACCUGGUCAGAGAGGUGUCGGACAAGAUGGUCUGCUCAGCCUGCAGAUGCCCCUUUAUUAACCGUGAGGAACAGACGGAGCACUACAAGCUCGACUGGCAUCGGUUCAACUUGAGGCAGAAGAUGGCAGGAUUACCGCCGCUCACGGCAGAGGAGUUUGAGAAGAAGACUGGAGCUGGAGACUUGUCGAGUAUCUCCGGCUCAGAGUCUGAUUCAGAGGAAGACGACUCAGACAGCGGCGGCGGGGGCACAAGUGGUAACGUCACUGGCACAGAUAAUGAGAGCUCACUUGAUGCCGGUUUAAUUACUGGCCGACUCUCCAGCAAGGUGUUUUUUCAGAACGCAGCGGGACAGUAUGUAUCAGUCUACCGCUGCGUCCUGCAGGGACGAAAGUCAGACGAUGAGCACAAUACAAUCGCCUCCCUGAAGGCCAUAAACAAGAAGACUGUGUGGGUCAUUCUCAUGACAGGUGGAGGACACUUUGCUGGUGCUGUAUUCGAAGGAAAACAAGUCCUGCAGCACAAGACUUUCCACAGAUACACAGUGCGAGCAAAGCGAGGCACCGCUCAGGGACUCCGAGAUUCUCAGAACCGCAGUCACACUCCGAAGUCCGCCGGAGCUGCUCUGAGGCGACACAAUGAGGCAGCGCUAGUCAAGGACAUUCAGGAUCUCCUGCUACUCUGGGCCGAACACUUGAAAGAGGCUUCUGCAAUAUUUAUACGAGCCCCAAGCUACAACAGGACCAUCUUUUUUGGUGGUCGUGCAGCUCCCCUUGACAAAAAAGAUCCCAGGAUCCACACCCUUCCCUUCGCCACACGCCGGGCAACAUUUCGAGAGGUCCAGAGGGUCCAUGAGGUGCUUUCUACUGUCCGCGUGUACGGGAAAGACACAGACAUGUCAGCAGUCUUCAGUCCAUCUAAGAAGACCUGGAAAAAAGCCGUCAAACCUACAGCACAAAUAAACACAGAUCAAGAGAAAGCAGAAGAAAACCACGACAGCUCAGAAGAAGAUAACGGUGGGGAGAUCCAGCUGGAGAUGGUGGAGCUGACAUUAGGAACCCUGGACCUCAGAGAGUCUGAAAUCUAUCUUCCCAAGCACAAGAGAAGAAGGAGGAAAAAGAAAGAGGAUGCCAGAAUGCAAAAUGAGGAAGUAAGUAACUCUGAGGCAGACAAUCAAGACGAGUGUGCGCCAGAGACCACGCCGGCACAAGAGACCCCUCAAGAAACACAAUCAAAGACAAAGAGGAAGAGAAAAGCACAGAGUAAGAAACAACAGGAUGACACUGUUGACGAUGAAUCAGGCGAGUACGGCUUGAGAGAUGAGCUCUUUACGGCCUGCAAGGUCGGGGAUGUGGAUGCUCUAUGUGGACUGCUUCAGCUACCUGGAGAAAUGGCAGAGAGUCAGGAGCAGUCAGAGAUCAAUCCCUCUGAUGCCUCGAGUCCUCAAGCUCUCCUUAAAAAACCCAUAGACUCAUCAGGGUUCACUUUGCUGCAUGUUGCCUCAGCAGCUGCACAGAAGGCAGUGGUCAGGCUGCUGUUAGACGCAGGAGCAGAUCCAGCUUGCAGGGAUAACAAAGGGCAGACCCCGUAUGUUGUAGCCCCCGACAAAGAGACGAGGAAUGUCUUUCGUAAAUACAUGGCUGAGAAUCCUGACAAAUACGACUACGGCAAAGCACAGGUCCCUGGGCCACUAACGGCAGAGAUUGAAUCCAAAAAGAUGGAGAAGAAAAAGGCCCAAAAGGCUCAGAAAAAACAGCGAGAAAAAGAGCAGAAGGAGGAGAAGAGGAAACAAGAGUUGGAGGUGGAGGAAAAGAAGAAGUUUGCAUCUCUGACAGAUCGAGAAAAGAGAGCUCUGGCAGCAGAGAGGAGGUUGGCCGAACAAGUGGCUGCAGCAGGAGCCAGCAUCUCUAAUGUGAAGAGAUGCUGGUUGUGUGGAGAGUCUCUGCUUGGGAAGAUCCCAUUUCAGUACCUGGAUUAUUCCUUCUGCAGUCCUCGCUGUGUCCAAGCACAUCGAAAAACAAACGCUCCUCCAGGCAAGGCCUAACACCCAUACAGGAACUUUAUAUUUGGAGGGGAAUCAUUUCACUGAAACUACAUGUGAAUUUGUCUUUAUAAAGCACUAAUAAGACUGAGUCUUUUCUGUGUUUCCUAUUUCACUGUAAACACUCAUUUCAAAUACAACUUUAUUUUGGUAGAUAAUCACAGACAACUGGAUACACGUGCUGUAUCAAAAUGUAAUGAAAUAAAUGUACAGUUUAUUUACAUGAUCAGCAAUGGUGGAUAAGGUAAAAUGAAAUGCAAUAAAAACAUUGUCAUACUG
This is a messenger RNA of Stegastes partitus (bicolor damselfish), 2583 nucleotides long. It is a transcript of the gene ankzf1, whose product is annotated as ankyrin repeat and zinc finger peptidyl tRNA hydrolase 1. Gene Ontology annotation, molecular function: protein binding. The transcript has 16 exons. The record is from RefSeq and is a predicted model, not a curated record. Gene Ontology annotation, biological process: ERAD pathway. The coding region runs from base 100 to 2307 and encodes 735 amino acids. Lineage: Eukaryota; Metazoa; Chordata; Actinopteri; Pomacentridae.